Messenger RNA from Angiostrongylus costaricensis, 1998 nucleotides. The record is from the annotation of a GenBank genome assembly. Lineage: Eukaryota; Metazoa; Nematoda; Chromadorea; Rhabditida; Metastrongylidae.
AUGAGGAUCAAGAUAAAUCAAGAGAACCCUCUGGUUUCUAUCGCCUGUGGACAGUUCGCCUUAAGUCUUAUGCAGUCCACACGUAUCCUGUGCUUUCAUUUUCAGGCAAUGUUCAUGUUCUACUAUGUCAAGGUCUAUCUGGUCGUGUUCCGUGUUCCCCAGCUGUGGUUCAACGUAGCGCAGUCGCUGUUCAUGUUCUGGAAUGCCAUCAAUGACCCAAUUUUUGGCUAUUUGCAGGAUAAACCAGGAUCAUGGAUGAACUCACGUACCCGGGUUAUUCGUAGUUUUGCACCGUAUCUCGCUAGCUCUUUUGCAUUGAUGUGGUUCCCAUGGUCAGAAGGUUCUUAUCUGGAAGGCCUUCACCUCAUCGUCUCCCUUUUUCUUUAUGAUGCUUUCUAUAGUGCCGUUGGAGUGGCUUGGGGUGCGUUGUUUGCUGACUCCACAAAGGAGCCGGGUUUACGGAUCUUGGCAGUGAAGUAUAGUCAAAUCGCUAUACUGAUUUCUGUUAAUAUCGUCGUAGUCACCGAAAAACUCAGCCAUAGCCUUGAGAGGUUCUGGGUAUUCCAACUGAUAGCGAGUUUCGUAGCUGUCAUUGCUGUUGUGUGUUUUAUCCUUGCUGGCUCAUUGAAGCGUACAUUUCCUCUUCUAAACGACGAAGUCAAUACCCAGCAAUCAUCUGCCAGAGGGAAAGAAGUCGGCUCGAUGCUGGUUUCUAUGCGAGAGAUUUUCUUUCAGCGAGAUUUCGUUGCCAUAGUAGUGACAAACUUUGUUCACUCUGCAAGAAGCAUAACCCACAUGAACUUUGCUUCUACGGCUACGGAUCUUCUCAUACCUCAAACCAUAAUUCCGAAGGGGACUCCGCUCUCUUCUCUGGUGUUUAGUAUGAAUGCACUGUUCGUCAAACCUGCACAAUCUGUUGCUCCAGUGCUUGUCGUUUACAUUCUUGACCAAUACGGAUACAGUGUGAGUGACUCUAAUUAUGCUGAAUAUAUUUCCAACAAGCAGCCAUCGGAUGAUCUCGUUUUUGCAAUGAGGACGUUAUUGUUUGCACUUCCUGUUGUUCUUGGCAGUAUUCAGUACUCUGUUUUUAAACGCUAUUCACUCCACGACAAACAUAUGCUUAAGUCUGAAGAGGAUCGAUAUAUUAACCGUACGUUCUUAUAUGGAUGGUUUUCAGUUGACUGGGUGGUGUUGGUGAUGUUAGCACAACGCCAAGGUAGAUAUGGCAACGAUGCCGGCUUCCGUGUAAUGGUCAAGCAUAUUAUUCAUUAUGUCCCUCUCUUUGGUUGGUAUAUAUUCCAGCAUGGUUAUGUUUAUGUGCGGCGCUUUGGAGAAUUGUUAUACGGCCCUGUCGUGAAACAACUAUCCUGGUUGGAUUCGCUGAGAGAGCCGUUCUGGUUACUUAUCUUUCCUGAAGGAACGAGGAAUUUUGUCGAAGGAAGGUGUGUGUGUAGACAUUUUUUUACAUUUACAUAUCAUAUUAAGGUUUUUAAGGGGAUACCGGAAUUGUCGAAUGUCUUAUGUCCUCGCGUAAGUGGUAUACUUCUAGCAGUGGAGCGAUUAGAUUCAUUAGAUGCUGUCUAUGAUGUAACUAUAGCAUAUGGGCAAACAAGAUUACCAAAUCGACGUGGUGUUGCCCCCAGUAUGCUCGAAUUCGUUUGCGGAGAGCGAGCGGCAAAAGUACUCAGUGUGCAUGUAAAAAGGUACUCGGCAAAGGAGUUGCGUAUGAGCCGGAAGGAACUGCAAGAUUGGAUUAUGAGGGCGUACUCUGAGAAGGACAGACUUUUGGAGGACUACUACAAGACGGGUGAAUUUCCGGAACCAGUAUCACUGGAUGAGCAAUCUGUGUCAAUCUGUCGAACUUUGCCACCAACGCUGCUUUUUGUGGCCGCUUUAGUGGCUCCGUAUUAUGUGCCCGCUGUUCGCAACGUUUAUCUCCUUACGUUGGCAAGCUCUCCGCUUCUUAUUUUUUGGCUGGAAGCCACAAAAUGUGUUUGA